AUGACAGCUUCAAGGGGUAGAAUUAACUUGAUGGAAUGGUUGGUGCGGCAUUCUAUAGAAGCCUUUAUCAAUGCUCGCGAUCGUGAAUCUGGAUACACACCUUUACAUAGGUGCAUUUUCUACGGUCAAAUACAUUCUGCAGUAGCUCUGAUGAAACUAGGUGUUAAUACCGAUAUUGUGGAUAAGGAUGAUUAUAAAGCCUUGGAACAUGCUAUGCUAGACCGCCACUACAUGUACAAGCACAUUGGUGACCAGCCCAGCGAUGUGUAUGUGUGGGGAACAAACUCUAACUACACUCUAGGCACUGGCACACAGCAACAACGUAACUCACCUGAACUAUUGACCUGUUUCAGUCGCACUAAUAACUCUGUCAAACAGGUGAAUUUCAGAGAUAAUUCUGUCAUAAUUAUAAAU
Molecule: messenger RNA, 414 nt
Organism: Iphiclides podalirius (scarce swallowtail)
Lineage: Eukaryota; Metazoa; Arthropoda; Insecta; Lepidoptera; Papilionidae
Source: the annotation of a GenBank genome assembly